Bipolaris victoriae FI3 is the source of this 1021-nucleotide messenger RNA. RefSeq lists its product as hypothetical. Lineage: Eukaryota; Fungi; Ascomycota; Dothideomycetes; Pleosporales; Pleosporaceae. The annotation marks the transcript as partial. The record is from RefSeq and is a predicted model, not a curated record. The transcript is spliced from 2 exons.
AUGAAGACAUCUGUUCCCCUUCUCACAAUUCUUUCCGCUUCCUUUGUGGCAGCGGCUCCAGCGCCUUUCGCAGGCAAUGGACCAGCAAUCGCUGCUCGCGCCCAGGAUGCGGCCAUUGCCAACCUGAACUUUGGUCGUCGCGAAGAAGAGGUUGUGCACAAGUUUGGCGAAAAGGCCCUAAAGCUCCGCGGUGUGCUCUUGGCCGCACGGGGUAGUAUGGCUAAGGAUAAUGCUAAUGCAGAAGAUGCUGCUGCUGCUGAUGGCAACGCUAAAGACCAGGCAGCACAGGAUGCUGCCGCUGCUGCAGAAGAAGAACAAGCUCAGGGAAAUGGCAAGGGAAAUGGCAAGAACAACGCCAAAGAUCAAGCCGCUCAGGAAGCCGCUGCAGCCCAAGAUAAACAAGCAGCAGAGGAUGCUCAGGCACAGCAAGACGAGGCUGCUGCUGGAGGCAUGAAGCAAGACAAGGCUGCCGACCAGGCUGCCGCUGAAGCUGAUCAGGCACAGCAAGGUGCUGCUGCUGCCGAUGACCAAAAGGCAGCGGCCGAGCAGAAGGCGGCGGCCGACCAAAAAGCAGCAGAGGAGCAAGCUGCAGCAGAUCACAAAGCUGCAGCAGAGCAAAAGGCAGCAGAGGAGCAGGCGGCAGCUGAUCACAAGGCAGCGGCCGACCAAAAGGCUGCAGCCGACCAAGCUGCAACCGAUCAAAAGGCAGCGGCCGAGAAGGAGGCUGCUCAGAUGGAGCAGGCCGCAGCAGGGCAAGCAAACAAUGCCACUAUGGGAGCCGAUCAUCAAGCUGCUGCUGACCAGAAAGCCGCUGCUGAACAAGCCGCCGCUGAACAAGAGGCGGCUCAAAUGGAGAAGCAGAAGGGUGCUGCCGCCGAUCAAGCUGCUGCUGAACAGGAAGCCGCCCAGAUGGAGAAACAGAAGGGUGCCGCUAACGAUCAAGCUGCUGCUGAUCACAAGGCUGCUGCUGACCAGAAAGCCGCUGCUGAACAAGAGGCGGCUCAAAUGGAGAAGCACAAGG